CUUUUGCGAUUCUCAGUUUAAAAAGAAUUAUUGAUUACUGUAUAUUAAUUCAUCUAGGGUUGAAAAUAAUCCUCAGUUAUCAACUAAACGCGAUUUUCAUUAAAGCUUAAAUGUACCAUAUAGUUAGUAAAUUGGCUCACGUUAUGCUAUAACUUGUUAGGUUAGACCUGUGUUGACAUUAAUAACAUCUCCAAGCAUUCCAAGAUUUGUCCCAAACACAUAGGCCCUAAGAUAUGGACUCAAAGGAUUGGAACAUGACCCAACCCCCCACUGCCUUGGACAAUCUGACAGCAGCUCUGAAGGGGAACAUUAUACCAAACCAGGAAUAUCUGCUGCAAGGCAGUGUCAUCGAUUCUGCUGUUGAAGUUCUGCUACACAGGCUUCGAGGACUGUGUGAUAAUGUUGACUCUGGACCAGAAACAUUUCAUGACCACGAAAUGUGUUUUACUCUCCGAGGGACCACAGCCCAGCUCCAGGCCAGCUUAAUGUUGCGUGUUAGAAGAGCAAUGGACUACCCGGAGAUGCCAUGGCAGCUGAGGUACAUUGGUCAGCCAGAGCUCGGCACAGGUGACAAGUCUCGGCCGACCAUUGUCCGCAACAGUAUUGACAUUGGCACCAGCAACACAGUUGUUGAAUUCCUCACUGAGCUCGGCUGCAGGCUGGACUUUGAGUAUACUGCGAGAGGUUACAUGUUUCGCAAGGGCCGGAUGAAGAUCACUGUGUCCAAGAUAUUUAAGAUGGUGCAACCCAAACCACCAGACAGCAUGGAGCCUAUCUCUCAGUCGUACCUUGUUGAGCUCAGCGUGUUGGCACCACUGGGACAGGACGCCAUUGCUGAGGACAUGCGACUGUUUGCGGAACAGCUGCGACCACUCGUUCAGUUGGAGAAGGUGGACUACAAGAGACUGCCUUUGCCCAUGGGGCCAUAGAUCAUAAAGUGUGAAUCAUGUGGAUUUCAAUAUUUUUUGUAUAUAUUUAAUUUAGUAAGUUAAUUAAAUGUACAGUAUUUAUUUUUAUUCU
Macrosteles quadrilineatus (aster leafhopper) is the source of this 1020-nucleotide messenger RNA. It is a transcript of the gene MED18, whose product is annotated as mediator of RNA polymerase II transcription subunit 18. Gene Ontology annotation, biological process: regulation of transcription by RNA polymerase II; termination of RNA polymerase II transcription. The record is from RefSeq and is a predicted model, not a curated record. Gene Ontology annotation, molecular function: transcription coregulator activity. Gene Ontology annotation, cellular component: mediator complex; core mediator complex. Bases 234 to 929 code for a protein of 231 amino acids. The transcript has 5 exons. NCBI's taxonomy places the organism in Eukaryota, Metazoa, Arthropoda, Insecta, Hemiptera, Cicadellidae.